UUGAAAAUGGCUACCGAUGGCAAGCCCGUGAAGGGAAUUUUGAAACACACGUCUAGUCUAGACAAGCAUGACAAUCCGUCUGCACUUGGAGUGGAGGGAAGACGGCCAGGGAUGAAGUGGGAUGAGAUGAACAUUCUUGCCACACAUCAUCCAGCAAACAAGGACUAUGGCCAUAUGAAGAUUGACGAGCCCCCAACUCCCUACAGCAAGUAUUCCGAUCCUGAAGAUGAUGAUGGAGAAGGGGAGAGAAGGGGCAGCAUUGGCAAGGGCGAUGUACUUGACCCAUCAGUUAUUGCUGCAAAAUUAACUGAAUCUCAAGAAGCAGAGUUAGCAAGGGAAGAAUCACUAGACACUGAAGGGUCUGAUGAGGAAGAUGAUCUUAAAUUUGAAUCACCAGAAGAUCAAGAACAUAGGAAAGCUUUUGAAUUGAAACGGAAAAUCCACUAUAACGAGUUCCAAGCAGUACAGCUAGCAAAGAAGUUAAUGGCUGAGGAAGAGGAGGAUGAGGAUGAAGAUGAACAGAAAGAAUCAGUAGAAAUGGACAAUGACAGUAGGGAAAGCAAGCCAGUGGAGGACUCAGGGAACUGAACUAUACCUCUCCUAGUCAACACCAGGUCCCUUGAAGUUGACAAUGGCUCAUGGGUUAUAUACAAGCAAUUGAUUGGCUGUAUGUCCAUGUCAUGGUAGUCACUGCUAUGCUGUAGGGCGACAGUAGUUGGCUUUGCACUUUCUCUUCCCCUCUGAUGGAGACUACUGUUAUCUCUCAUGCUGUGACUAUCAACCAUUGUACUGAUGUCUUAAAGAGAAAACCCAAUGUUAACUUCAAACCAAGUUUAGAUAUUCUAUUUUCAUAGAGAACUCAGAACAAAAGUCAAAAGGUGCAUGAUAUGAACCCAUUUCAUGCAUUAGAAUUAAUUUGGUAUUUGUUGUUUUGAAUGUCUUUUAAAUGAUGAUUAAAAUAUUAUUGCUAUGAUAUUAGAAUUAUAAGUAUGUUAUUAGAAUUAUUUAUAUAAUAUCUUGAUUAUUGACAUGUUAUCAUGAUUACUGACAAAUUAUUGUAACUGAGGAUGUGUCAGAAUUGUGGACAUGAUGUCAUAAUUAUUGAUAUGUAUAAUUAUAGUAUCAUCAUUGGUUGGCAAACUCUCAGUCAUAUUUUUAUGGGUUAAUACCAACUGCAGUAUGGCUGAUAUUAAAGAUUGAAGAAAAAAUGUCAAAUGGAAGAAGUCUGUAAACAAAGCAGUAUGAUGAUCAGGAUUAUGAAGAGCAGUUAGCUUUGUGAAUAUAGCUAUGUCUUCUAAACAUUGAUGAAGACUUUGAUUGUGAACACAUAUUAAAGGUAUGCAAAUGUAUUUUAUGAGAAUGUCUGAUAUAACUGAGUUAUGUUUUAUACUUACAAUAUUGUCAGAAUUGUCUUCCCUUGCUUUCUACAUGUCCAAGCAUUCCCAGUAGUUCUUGUAGUUUAAUCAGUUUAUCAAAAUGCAUCAAUCACACAUUUUCUCAGCACAAUGAUGUUAUGAUAUGAUCAUAAAGUGACACUUCGCACCAAAUAUAUUUUGUGAAAAUAUUGCCCUUAAUUGUCAAAUAUAUUAAUACACUGAUACUGUAGUGAAGAAAUCAGUCUGCUGUCCUGUGCUUAUAUAUCAAAAUGGAACUUGUAAUGUUUCCUUCCUAUGAUCCACCCAUUCUGUUAAGGUGAGAUAAAUUGUGGAUGGUCUCAGUAUUAUAUGCUGUGGGAUGACAUUUCAUGAAAGCAAUCACAGCUGUCUUGAUUCACAGCAUUGUUUGUUCACUCGUACAUGUAUAAAGAUUGAUGUAAUGUUUCGAGCACCCUAGUGUCCUGACACUGAGGCUCUCAAUACACCUGACCUGAUGCUCUUAAUAUCCCAGGCAUCCAAUUGUCCUACUUGCACCCCAGCACCCAAUACCCCUUUCUACACUGUAUUCAGCCAAACUCGAUCACACUAUGCACCCCUGGUGUCUCAAAGAUCCCAUGCAUCCUAUACACCCCACCUUCAGUACAGCCCAACACCCAGUGUACCCCUGGUGUCUUAUAUCAACGCGGCUUCCUAUACACCUAACAUCGGGUACACCCCCAACAUCUUUAUAUACCCCUGGUGUUCAUACAACCCCUGCAUCCUAUACACCCAACAUCAAGUACACCCCAUACACCACCAACACCCUGGUACAGCCCUGGUGUCUUAUACCAACCCGGCUUCCUAUACACCCAACAUCAAGUAUGCCCCAUACACCACCAACACCCUGGUACAGCCCUGGUGUCUUAUACCAACCCAGCUUCCUAUACACCCAACAUCAAGUACGCCCCAGCACCCCAGUCACUUCAUACAUCCAUCCCAUAAUACACCCUAACACCAUAUCUAGAACAGGGCCGUGGGAUUGCCAAGUGGUUCAAGCAUUCACUCGUCACACCAAAGCCCCAGGUUCUGGUGUUCCAUUUCUGGUGAUAUUGCUGGAAUAUUGCUAAAAGUGGUGUAAAACCCAACUCACUCAUCUAGGAAUCUCACUCACCCCAAGCACCACAUGGAGCUCCAUACACCUCAUACAUCCUCAGCAGCUAGCCCUCUCUUCUUCCCAGCACCUUCUAUGCCCCAGCAUUCCAUAUACCCAAGGCAGCCCAUACACCCAACCUCUUAAACAUCCCCAAAUUCCUACACGAUCCCACCAACCCACAUACCCACACACCUCUAUCCAUGAAAGGGCCAUUGGUUCUAAUGUCUGAGAAUAUGGAAACAUGUUUGUUCAAACUAGUAUUACCACAGUCAAACUACAUCCUGGCAUUCAACUGUUUCUCAAGACUUUGCUUACAUUGACCAGCCUUUUUUGUUUUAUUUCCAGUAAUUUAUGUCAUGUUAUGGUGUGUAAAAAGCCUUAAGUAAAUGGUCAAAAUAAUACUGUUACUUUUUCUUCAGUACACCAGUUAGUGCUAGUUUCACUGAAUGUUACAGUGACGUGUUUAUCAGCUGUCAAACUUCAGCUUUGAACCAUGACAAUACCAAAGAGGGAUGUGGAUUUCAUAGGCACUCCAGUGUAAUAUCUUGAAAAGACUUUCGUGUCACCAGACAUGCAAUUUACCAUUUAUAGUUAUGUUCUUGUGUAUCCUGUGUCGUGUGUUAGAAAGAAAUAGCUCAGUGGAUUUUCUUUCAGUUGUAAGGUUCAAGUUGCAUAAUGUUUGUUACACAUGAUCUUAAUCAGAAAUUCCAAAUGAAUGAGUGAAUUUAACAUAUUGUUUGUAAAAUAGUUACAAUUUAUAGAAUCACAACGUGCAAGCCUAACAUGGAAAAUGUGUUUUUCCCCAGGAUAGGCAACUUGACAGUCUGUCACUUUUCGUGUCUGUUCCCUUUCUUGUUAUUUUUAAGAAAAUGUUCUCAAUCAUAAAUCAUUAAGUUUUUCCCAGGCCCUUUUUUGUGUAUUUUGGAAUACAGGAAGCAACAAACACCACCAGUCUCAAAUGACUUAAUUACAUAAAAAAAAUCCUCAAUUUGCUUUGCAGAGUUGUGUCCCUUAGGUGUGCUGGGAUUCUGCGUGGGUUCAAGUCCUGGUUCACCCUGAUAUUAAUGUUUACAGGUCUGUCGGCAUGCGUUUCAUGGAAUUAGUGGACAUAACUUUGGAUUUCCUUUUAACCCAAGCUGACCCACUCUGAUAUACUGUUCUCGUAUACCCAGUGUAAAAUCAAACUCACAGAGACUAGGUUACCUAACAAAAGUUCAUUUAGGGAGCCAAGUGCUGUCCUUAAACUUACUGUGCAGGACAAGGGUUGAAUGUUACAGUAGGCUGUUAAAAUCAGCAGGUGUCAUGAGUAGAAUUUUGAUGUAAAUUUGAAAGUUUGCUCUUAUAUUAUUAUUUUUUUAUUGCUUUGGAGAAUGUUUAUAUUUUAGGUGGGAUAUUAUUUCUCAUCGGUCAUUCAUCAUUCAGUGUCAUAUGUACAACUACUGGUAGUAUUUGUAGUACAAGAUGCAGCCAACAUGAACUUAGUACUUUGUGUUGUGUUUGAAGUGAAUCAUUAUUCAGGAUUCACUUUAUAAGACAAAACAUGUUAGAAUUUGUUUUAGGUGAGUAGUUAAGGAAGAGAUUGGUAUAGAUUUUAAAGUUAUAUUAUUUGCAGCCAAUCCAAACCAAGUGGAUUGUAGCUUCAUUAGUGACAUACAGUGGGUACAGUGGAAUGAGAAUGGCAUACACGUCUGGGUUAGACAGCAAUAUAAUACCUGUGACAAAAUCAUAUUCCAGCUAGCGUUGUGUCCCAUCGUGUUUCACUUACUAAGUCAAUGAUCAGAGACAUGUAUACAGUGAUAAUUUAAGCAGGACAUAACCCUAAUGUCAAAAGUUAGAGAUGUAGAAAGCCUAGCAAUCUUAAGGACUCCAGGAUAUCUGUAAGAUUGAAAACCCUAAUGUCAAAAGUUAGAGCUGUAAAAGUCCUAGCAAUCUUAAGGACUCCAGGAUUUCUAUAAUUUCAAACAUGAGUACAUUCACACCACUUUAUAAGUCUUAUAUUUGGUAGGAAUUGUGAAAAGCAACUUAGGAUAAGAGAGCCUCAAAUAUGUGAACAAAUUGUCUUUUGCCCCACAAUUUCAGUCCAGAAUAGGGAGACAACUUGAUAAAUAAUAUUCAGGGUGCUGUUGUACAAAGAUAUCUUAGUGCUAAGUGAAUUGUAACUCUGAAAGUCAUGUUGCUAAGGUGGUUUUGUAUAAUGGCACCCAGGGGACAAAAAUCUUGAUAAGUCUGCAUGAGUCAUGUUUGGACAGAUUCUAUGGUGUGGUGUCCACAGCUAGAUUGAUGACUGACUGCUGUGAUAUCCUCUUGCCCAAUGUAUGCUGUCUUGUUAUAUCUGCAAUAGCUAUGUUAAGUACUCCUAGUCACUAUCAACUACAUAGGCAAUGACUGUACCUUGCCAUACAUAUACGCAUAUAAUCAACAUCAUUGUAUUCCGUAUAUUAACAUGUAUAUAGCUACGCAAAACAUUAAACAUGUCAAUCAUGCAUAUAAAAUGCUUGGAAGCAACAAGCUUGGUACUUUCAACAGACUCGUAGUGUUAUUUUGAUCAUGGUGUAACUGUAGAAAUAGAUUUUGUUAUUGAUGAGAGAGACAGAGAGCAUUUAUUGGAAGAUUGGUUUGUUUUUGUAAAUGCAUUCUCAUAGCACCACUGGUAUGGUUGAUAUACCUUAUAUCUUCAUAAUGUAUAAGUUCAAUGGCGUAUAAACUCUGAUAUCUAUUGGAUAGUGAUUAAUUUGAGCUUUAUCAAAGUCACAUUAUUUAUGACUCAUCCUGUCAAGUUUCACAUUAAUGAGUCAUUCUGUGGUUGCCAAUGUGAUAUGUUCCAAGUGUUUCUGGCAGUAGUGUUGCUCAAAACCUCUGUGUUUCUCUGAACUAAACUACAAGGUAUGUUGAAUCUGGACAGUCACUCAUUGACACAAGCAAAACCUAAACCAUACUAACUAUCCCCAAUGUUAUUUGAUUUAAUCUGUAUGACACUUUUCCAUUUUUAGCUGAAGGGUACCAGUAGUCCAAUUCCCAGUGUUAGGAGGCAGCAGUUUACCUUGCAAAGUUACCUCCCUUAGGCCAGACAAAGUCAAGAGUUCAAAUACCUGACUUGUUGGGAUUGUGAUCCUUGGUUUAUCAGCACCUAUUCUCCUGUUUUCAACCAAAACAUAAACCAUCUGUGACUCUUCAUAGUGUUGUAAACCCAGCUCAUUCUAUUUGCUUGUAUUAGAGUUAAAACUUUUGAAUAAUCUUUUUAAGAAAAUGUUUUAAAAAUGAUAAACCUUUCUGCUUCCUGUCAUUCACUGUCCAAAAAGCAGAAAAUACAUUGAAUACAUUGAUCCUUACAGAAGUGUUUUGAAGUGUCAAAAAUGAUCAUUGAAAUAAGUUUCAUAUGUAUUUUUGCCUGCUCUAUGCAACCAGAAUUUCAAAACAGAAUGUUGGCAACACUGAUGAAUCUAAACCCACAAUUUGUUUGAGAUACCAAUUUUAACUGGUUACAUGUGUGUGAUGUUACCUCAACCUCAUCAUUUGUGUAUUUAUUAUUUUGAAUUGACAUAUCACUCUACUUCAAAAUGUUUGCUUUACACAUCAAACUUGAUCUCAUCAACAUCGAUUUUCAUAUUUCUUAAACGAAUCCCCAUUGGGCUUAAUAUUUGUGCAUCUUCAGUAAAGUAAUUUUUUGAAGCAUUGUCUUCAUGGCUAAAGAAAUCUUGUGCUUCUGUGAUUUUAAGUUGCUUAGUAAAAAUGGUAACUGAUUAUUUUCUACACAUUUGUCAUAUGUUGUUAUCAUGUGAGAUUAUACAUAUAGGACAUUCUAUCAAAGAGAUGCAAGAAAAUGAUGGAAAGAACUGUCCUGACGGUGCUGACCCUGUUCCACAAAAUGAUCUAAAACACUAAGAAUAUCCCAACUGCAUAGGACAAUAGCAGUACUAAGAUUGUGUGAUGGACUAGGGCCCAGAGUCUUGUUCUUUAACUGGUAGGGGAGUAUGUGUGGUGUUGUUGUUUAAAGCCACACUCCACAAUGUGUGAAGCUCAUUCCUGGUGUCCCCUGCCGUGGUAUUACUGGAAUAUUGCUAAAAGCCGUGUAAAAUCCAACUCACUCACUAAAGCCACACUCAUCAACAGCACACCUGUAUGUCAGCAGUGUGAAAAUAAUCAAAUCUGGACCAGACAAUCCAGUUAUUGAUGUCCUGAGCAUCGUUCUACGGAUUUGGAUAUGAUGACAUGCAUCAAUCAAGUCAGUGAAUGUUAUCAAAUAAUUUCAGUCGCCUAAAACAAUAAGCAUGGGCUGCUAAAAACCAGUUCUGACCUUUAUGUGAUUAUAAGUUAUGUAAGUAUCAGUUUUCUAAGUGCCACAGUGCUAAGAUCACUUGUGGAACAAGGCCUGAUCUGUUGAUGAUAAAUUGCCCAGAUUGUAACGUGCUGUUGUUUGGGUGAAAGGAAGUGGUGAUAUGGAAAUUGAAUAAGUGUUUGUGAACCAAAUGGCAUAUCCUUUUGUAAUGCUCUAUAUGUAAACAUGAAAUAUGAUUAUGUGAACGUAUGGAUAGUCUGAUGUGGAAUUUAUCCAGAAGACAUGUCUGAGGAAUAAAUAUGAUAAUAUGUGCAGAAGUA
This is a messenger RNA of Haliotis rubra (blacklip abalone), 7104 nucleotides long. RefSeq names its product protein phosphatase inhibitor 2-like. Gene Ontology annotation, molecular function: protein phosphatase inhibitor activity. Gene Ontology annotation, biological process: regulation of signal transduction. Bases 7 to 588 code for a protein of 193 amino acids. The transcript is spliced from 4 exons. The record is from RefSeq and is a predicted model, not a curated record. NCBI's taxonomy places the organism in Eukaryota, Metazoa, Mollusca, Gastropoda, Lepetellida, Haliotidae.